Molecule: messenger RNA, 1031 nt
Organism: Globicephala melas (long-finned pilot whale)
Lineage: Eukaryota; Metazoa; Chordata; Mammalia; Artiodactyla; Delphinidae
Product: HLA class II histocompatibility antigen, DM alpha chain
Biological process (GO): antigen processing and presentation; immune response
Cellular component (GO): MHC class II protein complex; membrane
Source: RefSeq, a predicted model, not a curated record
AGAAGUUAGGGAAGUGAGCUGGAGAAACAUGAUCUGGGAAGGAAUCUGGGGACCUGGGUCAGCCGUCUGGUAGCUCCAAGCCCACUGGGAGCUGUGAAGAUAUGGAUCAUGAGCUGAGCCAGGGAGCUGCGCUGCUACGGCUGCUACCCCUUCUGUGGCUGCUGCCCCAGUCCUGGACUGCCCCUGAAGCUCUUACUCCAGGGUGGAGGGAUGAGCUGAAAAACCACACGUUCCUGCACACAAUGUACUGCCAGAUCGGGAAUCCCAACGUGGGGCUCUCCGAAUCCUUCAACGAGGACCAGCUUUUCUCCUUCGACUUUUCCCAGAAUAUCCGAGUGCCUCGCCUGCCUGAAUUUGCUGACUGGGCUCACAAGUCUCGAGAUACUUCCAACAUUUUCUUUGACAAAGCAUUCUGCCGGGCGAUUGUCGAGGAAAUUGGCCCAGAGCUUGAAGGGCAAAUCCCAGUGUCUAGAGGCCUCCCCAUCGCUGAGGUGUUCACUCUGAAGCCCCUGGAGUUCGGCAAGCCCAACACACUGGUCUGUUUCGUCAAUAACCUCUUCCCACCCACACUGACUGUGAAAUGGCAGCAUGAUUCGGCCCCUGUGGAAGGAGCAAGGCCCACUUUUGUCUCAGCCGUCGAUGGACUCACCUUCCAGGCCUUUUCUUACUUAAACUUCACACCAGCACCCUCUGAUCUUUUCGCCUGCAUCGUGACUCAUGAGAUUGACAGCUACACAGCAAUCGCCUUUUGGGUGCCCCAGAAUGUGCUGCCCUCGGAUCUUCUGGAGAACGUGCUGUGCGGUGUAGCCUUUGGCCUGGGUGUGCUGGGCAUCACUGUUGGCUCAGUCCUCAUCAUCUACUUCCGAAAACCUUGCUCGGGUGACUGACUCUUCCUGACCAGAGUCUGAGGCCAACAGCUGCAGCCAUCCAAGCAAGAGGUGUUCAAGUUUCUCACAUCCUACCCAGGAUGUCUCCUUCUCAGAGCAGGAGGCCCUGGGCCUUCCGCCGGUGUGUGUGUGUGUGUGUGUGUG